Telopea speciosissima is the source of this 876-nucleotide messenger RNA. RefSeq lists its product as uncharacterized. The record is from RefSeq and is a predicted model, not a curated record. The transcript is spliced from 4 exons. The coding region runs from base 14 to 850 and encodes 278 amino acids. Lineage: Eukaryota; Viridiplantae; Streptophyta; Magnoliopsida; Proteales; Proteaceae.
GGGAAAUAGGGAGAUGGAAAGGGAGAUGACGAAGCAUCAUCCUCAUCGUGGGGAGGGUUUGUGUAGAGCGUCCACCGAGAGUACUUCUACAGAAUUCGUAUUGCAGUGGGGGAACCGGAAGCGACUUCGGUGCAUGAAGGUUCAGAUUAAAGACGACUCCACCGAUAAAACCACCGUUCGGGUAGACCGACGCGUCGUUAGAGCCGACAAAGAUCCUUCCACCUCAACCCCCACCGCCACCGCCACCGCAAACAACAACAACAACAACAACAGCAACCACAAUAACCUUAAUCUCCGUCGUCUUCCCCCUUCUUCAUCUUCUCCUCAUCGCAUUCUCAGGAAUUCUGAGACUUCGUCCGCCAUGAGAGGGCAGAGCAACGGCAUGAGGAGUUCAUCUUCACCAGAAACAGGAGGAGAGGAUAAAGCGCAGGAUAAGAAAGGUAGUAACACCAAAAACAACCACCACAACCACAACAACGGUAACGGUAACGGUAACGGUAACGGUGUCUGUGUCGGUGGGUCCUCGCCUUCGUCGGAGACGGCGCAGGACAGCAAGAAAGGAGGAUCACCAUCGGAGAGCGAAGCGAUCCCGGUGUGGCCUCCGAAAUUCGUGAUCGCACUCACCAACAAGGAGAAAGAGGAGGAUUUCAUGGCCAUCAAGGGAUCCAAGCUUCCCCAGAGACCUAAGAAACGGGCCAAGUUCAUCCAGCGCACCCUCAACCUGGUGUGCCCGGGGUCAUGGCUGUGCGACCUCACUUUGGAACGGUACGAGGUUAGAGAGAAGAAGAUCACCAAGAAGAGACCGAGGGGGUUGAAGGCAAUGGGGAAUGUGGAUAGUGACUCCGAAUAGAAAUCAAACGCUCCAGGAGAAAGAGA